ACUGGCCCAUUUCACCCCAGUUCUGGACACGGCCGGGCAGGAGGAGUUCAGUGCCAUGCGGGAGCAGUACAUGCGCACGGGGGACGGCUUCCUCAUCGUCUUCUCGGUCACGGACAAGGCCAGCUUCGAGCACGUGGACCGCUUCCACCAGCUCAUCCUGCGCGUCAAGGACAGGGAGUCGUUCCCGAUGAUCCUCGUGGCCAACAAGGUCGAUUUGAUGCAUUUGAGGAAAAUCACCAGGGAGCAAGGAAAAGAAAUGGCGACCAAACACAAUAUCCCAUACAUAGAAACCAGUGCCAAGGACCCCCCUCUCAACGUGGACAAAGCCUUCCAUGACCUGGUCAGAGUGAUCAGGCAACAGAUUCCAGAAAAGAGCCAGAAGAAGAAGAAGAAAACCAAAUGGCGGGGAGACCGGGCCACUGGUACCCACAAACUUCAGUGUGUGAUAUUGUGAUGGGCCUGGGGCCCUGGGCACAGUCACCGUGAACUGGCCAGCCCUCGGGACCCCUCCACUGCCUAACCUCACCGGGAACUGUUUCUAACCAUGACCCUUGACCCGAGGACUGGGCGCAGGAAGGGAGAUAGGGGGGGUGGGCAGGGAGGAAAGGGGGUGCAGCUUCCUCGAAAGGGCACAGGCUUCGGGUCUCACAAGGCACAGCAUCCGAGCCCCGCGUGUGAUUCAGCCGGCUCCUCCCGUCUCCUGGCGGCUGUGUUGUUUCUUUGAACUGCGUAGUGUCGGUUCGAUGUGGACGUUUACCCACCACGUACAGAGUACGAAACAAGCCAUGACCCAGCUCCCGCUUGUCUCCAGUCCUCGGUGUCUGAGCUUGGGCGUCUUUUGUCGGUUUUUAAAUUAUUUUAGUGAUCA
Myotis lucifugus (little brown bat) is the source of this 868-nucleotide messenger RNA. It is a transcript of the gene MRAS, whose product is annotated as muscle RAS oncogene homolog. Lineage: Eukaryota; Metazoa; Chordata; Mammalia; Chiroptera; Vespertilionidae. Gene Ontology annotation, cellular component: plasma membrane. The record is from RefSeq and is a predicted model, not a curated record. Gene Ontology annotation, molecular function: GTP binding; GDP binding; GTPase activity. Gene Ontology annotation, biological process: signal transduction. The transcript has 4 exons. Bases 56 to 454 code for a protein of 132 amino acids.